This is a messenger RNA of Colletotrichum higginsianum IMI 349063, 864 nucleotides long. RefSeq names its product Metallo-beta-lactamase superfamily protein. The transcript is spliced from 3 exons. The coding region runs from base 1 to 864 and encodes 287 amino acids. NCBI's taxonomy places the organism in Eukaryota, Fungi, Ascomycota, Sordariomycetes, Glomerellales, Glomerellaceae. The record is from RefSeq and is a predicted model, not a curated record.
AUGGAUCUCCUGAUUUGUGGUACUUGCGGCGUGCAGUAUGACAGCCACGCCGUCAAAUCAUGCAAGAUAUGCGAUGAUCCUCGCCAAUACGUCGCCGAAGACGGCCAAUGGUUCACCACCCUCCGCGAGCUCCAAGACUCCAAAAAGUACAGAAACGUCUUCACCAAGGACAAGUACAACUCGGGCGUCGUCGCCGUCCGCACCGAGCCCCCCGUCGCCAUCGGCCAGCGCGCGUUCCUCCUCCGUUCACCCGCCGGCAACCUCCUCUGGGACUGCAUCACGUACAUCGACGACGACACGGUGCGGCGCGUCAACGAGCUCGGCGGCAUCGCCGCCAUCGUCAUCUCGCACCCGCACUACUUCUCGACCGCGCUGCACUGGGCCGAGGCCUUUGGGUGCAAGGUGUACGUCUCGGCCGAGGACGGCGAGUGGCUCACGCGCCGCGGCGACGCCCACGUGCUGUGGGAGGGCCGGGACAUGGAGUUCCUCGGCGGACAGUUCCUGGCGGUCAAGGUCGCAGGGCAUUUCCCCGGGAGCUCGGUGCUGCUGUGGAGGAGCGAGAGGAAGCUCUUCGUUGCGGACUCGGUCAUGGUCGUGCCCAGCGGCGUGUACCACGUUGACCGGCCGCCGGGGACCGCGAGUUUUGCGUUCAUGUGGUCGUAUCCAAACAUGAUUCCGCUGUCACCUGAGGACGUUUACGACAUCUGGAAGGCUGUUUCCAAGCUUGAUUUCGAGGAUGCGCACAGCGCCUUUCCCGGACGAGAUGCCAGGGGCGAUGCAAAGAGACGGCUUUUGGACAGCGCCCAGAUCUUUGUCAAGUCUGUUGGAUACAUCGACCAUCCCAUUCAUGGCGAGAGUAUUUAG